GCUCUCCUGCUAGUCCUUCCUUCAACAGCUUUCUCUCCUCUCUACUCACCAUCUAUCGCCAUGUACAAUCCCCUCGGCUCCCCGCGCGACCGCGAGGCGCUUCCCAAAACGAACGGCCAGAAUGCUCAGGGAGCGAUGGCGUCACGCACUCCAUGGCUGACGCGCCGCUACACCAAGCUCCUCGCCGCGGUGCUCGUCCUGCUCGUCGGCGUCCCGCUCGUGUUCAGGUUUCACGGCACCACCCAUUGGCGGCCCCUCGCGGCCCCUCACGCACCAGAGCCUGAAGCCGAGCGCGUGCACGAGACACCGCCGCUCUACGGGCGGUUCCACGAGUAUGAGAUGCAGACGUCGCGCCAGACUGCAGAUCCUCCAGACACCAAGUACAUCUUCUUCGCGAACCAUGCUCAUACAUGUGGCUGGGGGAAUGUGAUGCAGGAGCUGCUGCUGCACUCGUACCUCGCGCACCGUCUCGGCAGAACAUUCGUGUACUACAACUACACAUGGGGCCGUGAUGGCCCAGACAUCGCGUCGUACAACGGAAUUCCUAUCCCUUCGAGGAUCCCGCUGACCGCGCUUUUGCAAGGCCCAGUCACCGGCGCACCUUCCAUUACCGAUCCGUACGCUCCUCGGCCGAUGGCCAUCUCUGAGGACUAUUAUGCGGAGAUCUGCCCGCCCGAAAAGCGGAGGCUGAUCGACAGUGGCCCCAUCGACAAGUCACUGGGAGUCAGCACCGUCGCCACGAUCGCAGAGAAGUGGAUCGAGAUCUUCAGCACUAUAGACGACAAGUGUGUCGAGGUGCCGAGGGAUGCAUACCCAGUUUUCGAUAUCUUCAUCUUUGGCUCUGCCGAGCGCCUGCUUGACGCCUGGCCAUCCCUCUCGCGCUCGCCGACUCUGCAAGAGUUCGGUUGGUCACCGCUCAUCGAGCUGGCCUUUGACACGAACCGCGAGCUCAUCGCGCCCUCGCAUAUCUUCGAGCCUGCGCUGCUCUCGACGCCGCUCCGUGUUCCCGCGCCCGCUGCUUACUCCUUCGACGUAGACAGUGCGAGCAGCGUUCACACCGCGCAGGUGACGCCGAGCGGCGCUCGGUACACGCCGGUGCCCGGGCUUCUCGCGAUGCAUAUCCGGCGCGGCGACUUUGCGGAACACUGCGUGAACCUCGGCAAGUGGGGUGCGGCGUACAGCGGGUUCAACUCGUUCCCUGCGCUGCCGGACAAGUUCCCCGUGCCGUCGCAUCUGCCCGAGGACGAACGCGUAGAGGCGUUCCGGCCACAUUGCUAUCCGGACAUUGACGAGAUCGUGCGCCGCGCGGAGGAGGUCGCGUUGGAGGAGGAGGUGAAGGGAAGGCAAAGGCUGAGAGAUGUGUAUAUUAUGACGAAUGGCCCAGCGGAAUGGGUCGCGGAGCUGAAGGAACGGCUGGUGCAAAAGGGGAAUGGGCGCUGGAGGAUGGUGACGAGUAGUAGAGAUUUGAUGCUCAAUUGGGAGCAGAGGUAUGUGAAGCAGGCGGUGGAUAUGUUGAUUGGGCAGCGCGCGCAGGUCUUCGUAGGGAACGCGUUCUCGAGCUUGACCGGUAUCAUCAACAUGGCGCGUAUGGCGAGCGGUGUCCCACCAGAACAAAGCCGGCUCCUCUGAGCCUGACGUCCGAGCGACCACCUAUGUCUCUUCACAUCAGUAAUGCUAACGUGUUCUUGUAAAUUAUCGCGGCCCUUGGUUCCGUAUCCGUCCUACAUUCGCCUUA
Laetiporus sulphureus 93-53 is the source of this 1735-nucleotide messenger RNA. RefSeq lists its product as uncharacterized. Bases 61 to 1629 code for a protein of 522 amino acids. The transcript is spliced from 6 exons. The record is from RefSeq and is a predicted model, not a curated record. NCBI's taxonomy places the organism in Eukaryota, Fungi, Basidiomycota, Agaricomycetes, Polyporales, Laetiporaceae.